UUUAAUAAAAGGGUUGCAGACGGCUGAUUGGACACUCAUUGAAGUGUAUUUUCUGACGGGUGAGAGGUGUGUCUGCAUUUAGUUAUUAGAUUGGAACAUUUGGGAUCGAUAGCGAUCGAUACAAGACAGAAAUGGAGAACUCCAUCGAAACCAUACCUGAACCCAAACCUGUUACUUAUCCACGUCAUGUCACAUUUGACGAUGCUCUCUCAAUGGCAAAGUUUGGCAAGUUCAACUACUUUAUUAUCAUCAUCUCCGGCACCAUACUGGCGGCCGUUUUGCUGGAAACGCUGGGAAUCAGUUACGUAAUUCCGGUGGCCGAGUGCGACCUGCUACUCACCACAAAAGAAAAAGGUGUCCUCAGUGCAGUAUCGUUUGCAGGGAUUAUCACUAGUUCCCAUUUGUGGGGCUUCCUCGCCGACACCCGGGGGAGAAAGAAAGUAAUCGUUCCAACGUUGUUCCUAACGUUCACGGCAACGGUUAUUUCCAGCUUUACCACACGCUUCUGGGUUAUCGCUCUGUUUCGAUUCUUGGCUGGAUUUUUCAUUUCUGGCUCGUCGGCGACGAUCUACGCUUAUCUGGGCGAGUUUCACAACAAACGAGAUGGAUCGCGAGCUAUCAUGGGUGCUUCGUUUGUGUUCGGAAUCGGGUGCCUGAUGCUUCCCGGCAUUGCCUUUCUCGUCAUAAAUCAAGAGUGGGAGUUUUCCAUUCCCUACGUAAACAUCGUGUACCGUCCGUGGAGACUGUUCUUGGCCGUUUGUGGACUGCCCAGUCUGCUGUGUGGACUGGCUUUACUCAAAGUCCCGGAAAGUCCCAAAUUCACCUUCAUUCAGGGGAAUGCCGAGAAGUCGAUAGAAACGAUCAAAUGGAUGCACAAGCUGAACACUCGGGGGAAGGAGUCUGCUCUGCAAAUCGCUUCGAUCCUCGAGGAGGCUGAUGUUCAACAGACGAAGAAACAUCGGGACGAAACCAGCCAUACGAAAGGCUUCGUGGCCUUGAUGAAGCUCAUCUGGAACCAGACGGCCCCGCUCUUCAUGAGACCCUAUCUGAACAAGACCACGAUCAUCUGCGUCCUGCAGUUCGGCAUCUACCUGUCGUCCAAUGGGAUGUACAUGUUCUUCCCGGACAUCCUGAACCGUGCUGCCGAAUUGCAGGAAACUGGUGUCAAUCGCACCACUCUGUGCAACGCUGUCUACGCUACCCGUAUCGAUAUUUCCGGGCUUAGUCACAACGCAACGGAAGUCAUCCCGGAAUGCAACCAGAAGCUGGACAUCAUUGCAUACGAGCAUUCCUUCAUCCUGGAGCUGAUGUACGCUCUGGGCUUUGCCGUAAUUGGAUUGAUCAUAAAUGCCGUUGGAAAGCUGCCCAUUUUGGUCUUUGUGUUCGUUUGUUGCGGUUUAUCGGGCGUGUUGAUUAUUUUUAUUGACAUACCGCUGCUCGCCAUGUGGCUGUAUCUAGUGCUGCUGACAUGUGGCUACUGUAUAAGCGUGGUGAAUGCCGUCACGGUGGAUUUAUUCCCCACAAAUCUAAGGGCAAUGGCAGUCUGCAUCUCGCUGAUGUUCGGCCGACUGGGCAGCGUGGUCGGAGCCAAUAUGGUGGGCAUUCUGCUCGAUACACAAUGCGAGCUGACGUUCUGGAUAUCAGGUGUUUCCCUGAUUGGAUGCGGCGUGCUGUCGUUCUUCAUUCCCAACAUUUACAAGCGCAAAACGGCGGCGGCGGAACCGAGGGUUAGCGUUUCGUCACGGCUGUGAAUGAUGACCGACCACACCGUUGCUGUUGUUCACUUAUUCAAGAAAACCUGAAACACUGAUUUUAUAGACUGAUAUGAUAUACCUGUUGUUGAUAGUGAACUGAAAUACGUUAUUGUUGUAUGAUUAUUCAAGCAUAAUAAAGAUUAUUAGCACUGGUUGUGUGAAAAAUAUGAAUGCCAAUCUGAAAAACA
Messenger RNA from Aedes albopictus (Asian tiger mosquito), 1942 nucleotides. Its product is annotated as synaptic vesicle glycoprotein 2B. The coding region runs from base 132 to 1751 and encodes 539 amino acids. Gene Ontology annotation, molecular function: transmembrane transporter activity. The transcript is spliced from 6 exons. Gene Ontology annotation, cellular component: membrane. Gene Ontology annotation, biological process: transmembrane transport. The record is from RefSeq and is a predicted model, not a curated record. Lineage: Eukaryota; Metazoa; Arthropoda; Insecta; Diptera; Culicidae.